Molecule: messenger RNA, 2200 nt
Organism: Parnassius mnemosyne (clouded apollo)
Lineage: Eukaryota; Metazoa; Arthropoda; Insecta; Lepidoptera; Papilionidae
Source: the annotation of a GenBank genome assembly
UUUGAAUACCAAACGAUGGGCACUGGAAAAUUAUGUGGUUUAUGUCUGCAUUAUGUUGAGCGCAAUGUGUGCAUUUGUCAUCAGCUACGAUCUUCAUUCUGUACAGAUGUGCAGGGACGAGGCAAUGGCCAAACCGUAGGCGGUUAAUGGUCGUUAUGAACUUUCGGCCUGUGUAUUUAAAGCGGUUGUACCACGGAAUCGUUGGCAAUGUACCCGAAAUAAGAGUAUUAGCCGAGAUGUUGGCUGUUCCAUUUAACUGGGAGACUUCUGCAGGAUAUAAAAUAUUACUCAGGACAAUAUCAUUGUUAUAAGACAACUCCUUCAAACAGAAUCUUUCAGCUAACUGCAAACGCCGCAAGGACAAUGGAGGACGCACUUCAUAUACAGAAGGCUUCACAUUUAGAGCGACCACAGUUGGGUAGUGGUAACUGCCCAUCGGGUCGUCAUGGAUGUGCCAUUCACAAAGAGGAGCUAAUGCGGAACUAACCAGAGCUAAAUCUAUUGCCGAUUGAUUUCUGUUAGGAUACUGGACAGUUGUAGCUAUGUCACCAUCAUUCAGAAUACACAAGUCAAAGUCAUCAAUAAGUGCAUAUAAACUGUUACCUCUAUUAUUAUUUGUCUGACAUCCAAACAGGAUAUGGUGAGCAUUAAAAUCUCCCAUAAUAAGACAUGGCUUAGGAGUUUCAAGUAGCACCUUUUUCAUUUUGCUUGUAGCAGACCUGCUGCUAUUGGGAGGACAAUAUACACAUAGAAUAUGUAACUUACCCAUAGUUGUGUCUACGGAAAUGCAAAUAUUUUGCACAGAUUCGAAAAAAGUUGUAUUUACAAUAGUGUAUUUUAAGUUUUGUUUAAUUAAUAUACCUACUCCGUUAUGUUCAUUUACUGAGUUUUUGUGUAUAAAAUUAUAGGGUGAAAAAUCGGGAAUUGUACUAGUUGUUUUAAGCCAGGUUUCAUUUAAGAGACAGAUAUCUAUAUGUUGUUCCGAAAGAAAUUUUUUAAGUAAGGCCCUUUUGCUCUGUAAGCUCUGUAUGUUAUAUUGUGCUAUAUUCAAAUAUGUAUCCAUUAUGUUAUUAAAUUACUUAAAAGUAUGUCUUUAAUUCUUUUAUUUGUAAUCGGAGCGCUGCUCUUGUCAUUGCCAAGCAUAACUAAUGAUUUGACUAGCGCAUUAAUAAUUAACUCGUUGUUUAGUAUUUGCUCAGCAUUAUAUGAUACUUUAUUUAUGUCAGUAUCAACAGUCUUUACAGGUUUAAGGUUUGGGAAUGCUUUCGGGUCGGGCAUUGCUGGGAUACUCACCACAGUGGCAUACGAUCGGUUUGGUUUUAAAUACUUAUUCUUCUUCUCUUCCAUCUUUUGUUGCUUCACUGGACAGUUCCUAGAGAUGGCCAAGUGACCACCAUGACAGUUGAUGCACACAAUUUCUUCGACGUCGCAUUCUUUGUAGGAGUGUUGUCCAGAGCACGAAGAACACCUUUGAGAACCUCGGCAGACUUUUGCAGAGUGAUUAAACUUCAGGCAUUUGUAGCACUGUAGUAACGGAGGUAUGUAUAUGUGGACCGGGUAUCUGAACAUCUGUAUGUAGGCGUGCUGCGGCAGCGCUGUUGCAGCGAAGGUCACUGCAAUGGUCCCCAGCGGAGUGAGCUUUCCAUCUACCUUUCGCAUAAAUCUCUUGACGGAGAUGACUUCUGCAUCGCAGGUAAUGCUUUUGUAUAUGUCUUCAUUGCUUAAGUCUUUAGGUACGUAUCUUAUGACUCCAGUAAUUUCAGUGAGGUGCGCCGGCACGAACGCUUUCAAUUUGUGUUUUCCUAGAAAGUGUGUCAUGGUAAGGAAGUUAUUGGCCGGUGCUGGUUUUCUGAACGUUAUGCCCACUUUAUAUGCGUUCACUCUGUGGACGCCAGCGAUUCCUUUUACAUUUUCCGUAAAUAACUUUGUAAGUGCUAUUGGAUUUUUGUUACCGAUUUUUUCGUUUUCUUGUGAUUCAACGUAGACUACGCAGUCUACGCUGUGGUUUUCUGGGAAUUGUCGCGUGUAAUUUGUUUUUGUGAAAAUUUUGUAGUCGACGGCAUUUCCUUUGCGAGUAUCAUGCAAUUUCCUUUUCUUUGAUUCUUGCUCGGCGGGGGCCGGGCCCCCGUCGGAAUCUGGACCCAUUGUAUUUACACUAUAUAUAGGUAUGUACUAAUUAACUAUUUACACGGAAAUUUAC